Nanorana parkeri is the source of this 1298-nucleotide messenger RNA. RefSeq names its product myotubularin related protein 7 (gene MTMR7). Gene Ontology annotation, molecular function: phosphatase activity. Gene Ontology annotation, biological process: dephosphorylation. The transcript has 10 exons. The record is from RefSeq and is a predicted model, not a curated record. The coding region runs from base 130 to 1284 and encodes 384 amino acids. Lineage: Eukaryota; Metazoa; Chordata; Amphibia; Anura; Dicroglossidae.
UACAGUGAGGGGAGCACCUGGAGUGGGCGGGGCCAAUCAGUGACACAUUCCCAGCCACAUACUCCGCACGUCACCCCGCAGGAACAGCCAAUGGCCUCCAACAUCGCCCUGGACUGAGCGCUGCACAUCAUGGAGCACAUCAGGCUGCCUAAGGUUGAAAACGUCCGUCUACUUGACCGAAUAUCUUCUAGGAAACCAGCAUUGGGUACAUUAUAUCUCACAGCAACCCAUGUUAUUUUUGUUGAAAACAUUUCAGAGACCCGCAAGGAAACAUGGAUUCUUCACAGCCAGAUCUCUUCUAUUGAAAAACAAGCUACCAAUGCAUCAGGCUGUCCUUUACUUCUCCGCUGCAAAAACUUCCAAGUUAUUCAGAUCAUCAUCCCCCAAGAGAGAGAUUGCCAUGACAUCUACGUAUCGCUAGCCAGAUUGUCACGACCAGUUAAAUAUGAAGAACUGUACUGCUUCUCCUUUAACCCCAAACUUGACAAGGCCGAGCGAGAGGAAGGCUGGAGGCUGAUUGACAUGAGUGAGGAGUACAGUAGAAUGGGGGUUCCCAAGAGCCUGUGGCAGCUCAGUGAUGUUAAUCGUGACUAUCGAGUUUGUGAUACAUACACGACUGAACUCUAUGUACCAAAAUCUGCUAGUGUGCCAAUCAUCGUUGGAAGCUCCAAGUUUCGCAGUCGUGGUCGUUUUCCUGUUCUCUCCUAUUUUUAUCAGGAUAAUGAUGCCUCUAUAUGUCGUAGUAGUCAGCCCCUGUCUGGCUUCAGUGCUCGCUGUCUUGAGGAUGAACAGAUGUUGCAGGCGAUAAAGAAAGCAAAUCCUGGCAGUGAUUUUGUCUAUGUAGUUGAUACCCGACCAAAACUAAAUGCCAUGGCAAACAGAGCAGCGGGGAAGGGCUAUGAGAAUGAAGACAAUUAUUCAGACAUCAAGUUUCAGUUUAUUGGCAUUGAGAACAUUCAUGUGAUGAGGAACAGUCUCCAGAAGAUGCUGGAAGUAUGUGAGCUUCGAUCACCAUCUAUGGGUGAAUUCCUGUGGGGCGUGGAAGCAUCUGGCUGGUUAAGGCAUAUCAAGACCAUACUCGAUGCUGGCAUCUUCAUUGCAAAGGCAGUGGCAGAGGAGGGGACCAGUGUGCUUGUGCACUGUUCUGAUGGGUGGGACCGCACAGCUCAGGUUUGCUCCGUUGCAAGCCUGCUCCUUGACCCAUAUUACAGAACCAUCAAAGGCUUUAUGGUAUUGAUUGAGAAGGAUUGGAUUUCGUUUGGUCAUAAAUUUAACCACAGGUAAUAUUGGAGUAAAGA